Lutzomyia longipalpis is the source of this 2374-nucleotide messenger RNA. RefSeq names its product NEDD4-binding protein 1. The record is from RefSeq and is a predicted model, not a curated record. Bases 566 to 2272 code for a protein of 568 amino acids. NCBI's taxonomy places the organism in Eukaryota, Metazoa, Arthropoda, Insecta, Diptera, Psychodidae. Gene Ontology annotation, molecular function: RNA endonuclease activity; mRNA binding. The transcript is spliced from 4 exons. Gene Ontology annotation, cellular component: nucleus; cytoplasmic ribonucleoprotein granule.
UCCAAAUAUUUCUUUCAGCCGCAAUAAAAAUAAAAUUCUGCGUAACGAAGAAGUUUUUAGAGAGGAAUUUUCCAAGAAAACCUCAUAAACUGUGUAAAUAUUUGUGAAGAGACACUGAAAGUAGGCAGUAGGAAGUUUUGUUUGUGAUGGGAAAGAAGAGGAAACAGUGGCAAAAGGACAUUCAGUCGAAAAAACCACCUGGACAGAAGGAAGUGCGUCUGAGGAAACGUGAAUUGAAUGGGAAGAAAUUCACCUCCCCGAGGAAAUUAUUAAAGAGUUCUCACAAUUCUGAGAGAUUCCGGGGGAAAAAGGUACCCAAUUUGUGCUAAAUUACCAGUAAAAGAAGUUCUUUUCCAUAAUUUUAACGUUUUUUAACCUAAAAAGUGAGUGUCAGGAAAAAUUCAGGGACUGAUUCUUGAUAUCUCGGAUAAAAGAAAUAGAACUUGGAUAAAAUUGUAUUAAAGAUUUUAGAAAUCUUGGAAAAUUUUAAACUAAUCCGUUUGAUCGGUUUUUAAGUGCUUAAAUUGAGGAAUUAAAGUCCUUUUAAAAAAAAAUUAAAGACAAAAUGGCGUGUGCCUAUCCAGGCUGUAUAUCAUCAGUUUCAACUUGUCCUGCAUUAUCCUUUUUCACUGUUCCACAAGAUUCAAAGAGAAUAAUUUGGAAGAAGCACCUGGGUGCGUACGUUCUGGGAAAACGGUCAAAAGUGUGUGAAAAACAUUUUUAUGAAAAUCAAAUCAAGGAGUACGGCCUGAGGAAAAACCUCGCGAAAAACGUCUUUCCCAUCAGUUCCGUUAACUGUGGUUGUGAUCAGUAUGCGCUCUCACAAAGUUGUGCCAGGUUGCUCGAAAAGAUUUCUGCGCUUUACAAAGAUUCCACAAAGGAAAAUGUUAGGCGAAAGGAGCAAAAUCUGCAGGAAAGGCAGCAAGAGACAAAAUUACAGAGAAUGACUCUAACUGGAGACUACAUCCCUCUCGGUGGGUCACCAAUUGUUAUUCCAAAUACACCAUCACCAGCAGCAGGUUCCUCUAGGGACACACAAGUGCGUGUAUUGGGGGGAAAACGUUCACGUGAAAUUAAGUCAGAACAAGAGAAUGACGAUGAGGUGAACGAAAGGCACAGAGCAAAAGUACAGAGAUACGGCAAAGAGAUUCCUCACACUGUUGUCUCUGCUGAUGCUCCAAUAAGAGUGAGUGAGUCACCAAAGAAGUCUGCAAAUGACGAAGAAGUUGGUGAAUGUGAUUCAACCACCCAAAAUGAUGGGGAAAAGGAAAUUUUCAUGGAUAUCCUGAAGAAAGAGGAAGUUGAUCCACUAGAUUGUAGUGAUGUUAUAGAAGUGGCUAGUUAUCAAAAUAUAACACCACGAAGGGUUGCAAAUGUACCCAAUGAUCCAAUUGAAGUAAUCCCCCUGUUGGAUGAGACGACUGAAAGUGAGGCCAAUCGUGUCAUUGAAAUUCCCGAUGGGCAGGAUGAUUCGGUGAUUUUUGUCAAGGAACACAAAGGUCCUGGACCACCGAGAACAAUAAAACUCACCCCAAUACCGAAGCAACACAUAAAACAACUUAAAUUGCUGAAAAAGAAAAAGAGUCUCGAAGCUCAGAAGAAAUCUCCCGCCGCAACGCCUUCCACAUCUGCCGAAACACCGGUGCAGGCAGCGGAGGUGACUCUGGAAAAUCCCUGCCCAAUAAUUUCCAUUGAGGAUACUCCAAAGUCAUCCAAGACGCACGAGAAGACCCCCAAGAAAACUCCAGGAAAGAUAAGAGUUGCAAAGCAGAGUCCCUGUGUCAAGUCUGGGGAGAAGAAACCCAGAUUUAUCGUUCUCGAUGGAAGCAAUAUCGCUUUUCAUCAUUCAAUAAUGAAGAAGGUUUUCUCCGUGGAAGGUCUCAAGAUUGCCAUUGAUUACUUCGAGAACAAAGGGCAUGAAUGUGUGGCUGUUGUUCCAAUGUUCCGUUCCAAAGCACGCUACUCAACAAAUCCUAAUCUACUGAAGGACCUCAAUCUCCGCGGGAAGGUUAUCUUUAGUCCCUCAAAGAACAUCAAUGGAUUCUCAUUGUCCAGCUACGAUGAUCUGCUGAUAAUGCAAGUUGCUGAGGCAAAUGAUGGUGUCAUCGUAUCCAAUGAUAACUUUGCAGACCUCCUAGGUCAGAAUAUUGCAUGGGAUACCAUCAUAGGGACGAGAGUUGUAGGCUUUACGUGGUUUAAGGAUCAAUUCUUUAUCCCACUUGAUCCCUAUGGACGUGACGGUCCAAAGAUCAAUGAUAUCCUGUAUUGUUGAUUUCUCUCCAUGAGGAUCAUUUCAUUGUAAGAGUCUUUCAGGGAAAUCUUGUAAAAAAUUCAUUGAAAAAAAAGGAACUGAAUAAAAAAUUUUGGAUAAAAA